UUCCCCACCACACAGUUGGGCCAGUUCCAUCCAUGGCUGAAGAAGAGGAGAGCAAGAAAGGUGAGAUGGAGAAAAGAGCGAUACCCCUCCUCACUCCCCACAGGUUGGGAAACUUCAACCUCUCUCACAGGAUAGUCUUGGCACCGUUGACAAGAAUGAGAUCUUACAACUUCGUUGCUCAAUCGCAUGCCGUUUUGUUUUACUCUCAGAGAACAACAAAGGGUGGCUUCUUGAUUGGGGAAGCCUCUGGGAUUUCAGACACUGCUCAGGGUUACCCAAAUACUCCUGGCAUUUGGACAAGAGAACAAGUUGCAGCAUGGAAACCAAUUGUGAAUGCUGUUCAUGAAAAAGGGGGGAUAUUCUUUUGUCAACUUUGGCAUGCCGGGAGAGUUUCCGAUUAUAGUUAUCAACCUGAUGGCCAACCUCCAAUAUCUAGCACGGACAAGCCAUUAACAGCUGAGAUUAAUGGCUCUAGCGCAGCAGAUUACCCACCUCCUCGACGCCUAAAUACUCAUGAAAUCUCUCAAGUUGUCAAUGACUUCAGAAUUGCAGCAAAAAAUGCCAUGGAAGCAGGUUUUGAUGGGGUGGAGAUUCAUGGGGCCAAUGGGUACUUGCUUGAUCAGUUCCUGAAGGAUCAAGUGAAUGAUAGAACAGAUGAAUAUGGGGGGAGCUUAGAAAAUCGUUGUCGCUUCCCACUAGAAGUAGUUAAAGCCGUUGCUGACGAGAUUGGAGCCGACAGAGUUGGCCUCAGGCUUUCUCCUUUCGCCGAUUACAAUGAUUGUGGCGAUUCCAACCCUGAAGCUCUUGGCCUUCACAUGGCCGAGUCCUUGAACAAAUAUGGGAUACUUUAUUGUCAUAUGAUUGAGCCAAGGAUGAUCACCCAGUUUGAGAAAAGUGAGACUAAACUUAGCCUGCUGCCCAUGAGGAAGGCCUUCAAGGGUUCUUUCAUUGUUGCAGGUGGAUACAAUAGGGAUGGUGGAAAUGAAGCAAUUGCCUCUGGAAGUGCAGAUUUAGUUGCUUUUGGACGCUUGUUUUUGGCCAACCCAGAUCUGCCAAGGAGAUUUGAGAUCAAUGCAGAGCUUAACAAAUAUGACAGAAGCACCUUUUACACAUUUGAUCCUGUUGUUGGAUACACCGACUAUCCGUUUCUUAAACUCGACACUAAAACCAAUUAAAUAGAUCCAGAUUCUCAGCAAAUGUGACAGUAUCUAAGGAUUUGACCUGCCCGAACGAAGGGCGAAUUGUCCGAAAUAUGCUCGGGCAGAUGGCCCAUAAAAACUCUCAUAUUUACUUAGCAAAAUUGCUGCCAUUUUUUUUAGCCAAAUAAUUUGAUUUGAAAUCUAUCGAUUGCUGUA
Molecule: messenger RNA, 1355 nt
Organism: Corylus avellana
Lineage: Eukaryota; Viridiplantae; Streptophyta; Magnoliopsida; Fagales; Betulaceae
Product: putative 12-oxophytodienoate reductase 11
Molecular function (GO): FMN binding; oxidoreductase activity
Source: RefSeq, a predicted model, not a curated record